CGCUAGGCUGCAGUUGAGCAGAGGCUAUGCAUUCUCUGCCCGAACAGGUGUAUUCAAAUGGAUCCGGUGGCUCCGGUAUACAUAUGAAAACCGUAUGGUUUUCCUCCGACAAUGUGGAAACGUUUGUGUAAGAUGAAGUUGUGGGUAGGGAACUGAAUUGUAGGUAUUGGAAAGCCGAGAUCAUAGACUGAUAUAUGUAUAAUUCAGUUAUGGUAGCAUGCUUGUGUUAACCUUUGCAAAUGUCUGUGACCGGCUCACACAAUAAGUGCCGCGAUAGCAAGAACACUGUCCAAUCCUUGCCUGUUUAACGGAUGUUCCUUGUCAUACAGUAUUGCGAUAUCUGAUGUAGCAUUGUCAUCAUGGCACGCCUCUCUUGUUAAGGCUACAAUGUUACACGUAGUUUUGGCUUAUGCAUGUCAUACAGCUACUCAUCAUAGUAUACCCUUGCCCGUAUUUGUUUUUACAAUCUGACCAGUUUUCAAGCUGAUACAGAAACGUCUAUUAGUCUGAAAAUGUUGUAUGUUCACAGUGUAUAUUUCUGAUAUAUGAACAUCUAUCAAGCAUAGGAACGCUUUUAUUACUUAGUCUGUGAAUGAUGUAAGGCUUUUGAGUCAUCCAUCCUAAAGCAUGCUCAUUAGAUAGUCAGCCUUUUGGAUAGCAAGUUCAUGAGAGGCUCAUUAUUCAACGUUCUUUGUACAAGGGCUCAGCUCUGCUCUCUACAGUUGCAGUGUAUGGGUGAACAGAGAGAGCCAGUUCAUUAUUUAAACUUGUAUUCAAAUGUCAAGGAGACAACUUUACUAACGUAGCCUUAGGGGUGGACACAUGCACCCAUGGAAAGGAACACAAGACCCUGGAACUCAUAGACGUCAUUCCAUACAGAGGGCUGCAACUGAAAUAAACUGAAUAGGAGUUAUGUUUCACUAAAGAACAUGGGAGUAUCAUACAGUCACUUCCUGUGUAGUUUGAGGCUGAUCCAACUCAGAACACAAAAGCAGCAAUAGUACCAACAAGUUGAUUCUAAACCUCAUAGGGCUUCAAAGAUUCAAUAGAAUGUCCAACACUCUUGCCAUAGUGUUACAAAUGUUAUUCUGGAAAUUUCUGUUCUCCAGCAAUCAGCCUUUGCUGUGUCAGUGGUGCCAGUUUGGGGUGACAGAGGUGUUUCGGGGCCACAGGCGCCACCCAGUCAUUGUACAGAACAGUGUUGGGUCAGAUGAUUUAAAUUGGGUUUGGUGCACACACACUAAGAUGUUGACAGCUCUACAGAAAUAACGUGUGAAAGACUGAGAUAAAUAAUAUUUGUGUGCAUGCGAGCAAGAGAGAGAGAGUUGUGUAGUAUCAAUGGCAUGGUUGCUGAAUAUAGUCAUAUCACACUGUCUGAGUUUAGCCCUGUUAUCAUGCAUUCCAGAGUAACUAAAGGCACUCUACCAUCAAAUGCUGUUGCUGUUGCUUAACACUGUUUCUCUACUGUAGUGCUGUGUAGUGACCUAUGUUAUUAUUAUUUGCAUGGGUUGUGGCUGACACUUGAAAUGUGGUGUGAUAGGUUCAAACUUGUUUUACAUGUGGAUUAGCCUAGCCUGUUUAUCUAAUGGCCAACAGCAUGCAGCUCCGCAAUGCAAAAAUAGCUUGGUUGGUAAUUUUCUAUUACAGUAUUUAUCAAAGAUUAUGUUGCAUUGGUCUAGCACUACAUGUGAAUGAGCAAAAUUACUUUUGAUUUUCAUCUUGCUCCUCGCCGAUGGAACAGGUUGACCUAUAGAGAUUAAAUAAAAAGCAGUGAUUAUUUUCAUGUUGAUCGUUGUUGCAUGUUGGCGAAACCCUCCCCUGUUCAUGUACGUAGAUACCUAAAAUGUCUGAACUCCAGAAUGGUUACAUAUCCUGUUUAAAUCUCGUCAAACAGGAAGCAUUCUCUACUGUUAGUUUGAGAUUUGCUCUAGAUUGGUCUGGUAGUCUAUAGUUAAUUCAGAGUUACCAAUGUUGCUAGUAAAGGUAAAGUCACCUAUAUGUGUAAGGGAUACACUUGGUCCAGACCUGGCAACAUUGCACCCAGGAAGUAAAAUGCUUCACUGGAGGAAGUGGCAGGCAGCUAAGUGAACCAGGGGAGGCAAACAUUUCUCUACUCUACAGUGGAGGAAAAGGAGGAAGCAUUCCACAGAUUAAGGAGCUGUGAAAAUGCAGUUGAGAUCAUACUUUACCUUUGAGACAACUUUGCUGCAUGGCAUAGGGUCAGACAGGACAUAUAGAUGCUCUACUUAGCAGCACAGCUGUAUGAAUAACUGGGUUAUUUGUAUCUGCCAGAACUAGGAUGGGCUCAGGCUCCCCCUGCUGGAGGGGAUGUCUCUGGGUCGGCUCCUGCGGCGUGCCUCCUCCAAGGCCUCCGACCUCCUGACCUAUAACCCCGGGUCGGGGGCCUCGCGCAGCGGCCUGGACGGAGAGAUCAUCUUCUCCAAGAACAAUGUGUGUGUGCAUCCCGCUGACCCCCUACCAGGCCUGGCUGAGCACCACCCAGGCUACUUGUGUGUUCAUAUGGAGAAGGACGAGAGCAUGGGCACCACUCUGAUUCUCACCUGGGUGCCCAAUUCCCGCAUCCAGAGACAGGACGAGGAGGCCCUGCGCUACAUCACCCCCGAGAGCUCGCCCGUCCGCAGGAACGCCCACCGACGCCUGCGCAGGCCCCACUCUCGACCCCCACCUGCCCAAGAGGAGGAGGAUGAGGAUACGAGGACCACUGGUUCCCAGAGCUGCGAGAACCAGACCCUGGCCGGGGAGGCUGGAUCGGAGCCUGGCCCUCCCCAGCAGCUGCAGCCCCAACCUGGGGAGGAGGGAGACGAGGGCUCCUGUGAGCUCUCAGCGGACGAGGUGAGCCGUGACAGCAACAUGGGCUCAGACUCUGACACGUUCUCCUCGCCCUUCUGCCUGUCGCCAGUCAGCGAGGCCCUCUGCGAGAGCAGUAGCUCUGUCUUUCUGGAUAACGAGAACAGGGAGCUCGGUGAUGAGUCUACGACGCACUCUGCCAGCUCUGCCUCCAGCCUGGACGGCCAUGCCCCCUCUGAGAGCGGCCAAUCACAGGGUGUGCGGUGGGAGGAGCAGCAGAAGGUGCUGGCAUUGGAGCAGCUGUGCGGGGUGUUUAGGGUGGACCUGGGCCACAUGAGGUCACUACGCCUCUUCUUCAGUGACGAGGCGUGCACCAGUGGUCAGCUGGUGAUUGCUAGCAGAGAAAGCCAGUAUAAGAUCCUCCACUUUCACCACGCUGGGCUAGACAAGCUUGCGGAGGUCUUCCAGCAGUGGAAAUGCUGCAGAGAGACCCAGCUCAAAGACCAGGUGGCAGAUGAAAAGUCGUGCAUGCAGUUCUCCAUCCGGAGGCUCACCCUGCCCUCGGCAGAGACCCACCCUGAAGAGAGGCUGUACCGCAGGCUUGAGGUCACCACCUGGCUCCGGCACCUCAACCACAGCGGGCAGGUGGAGGAGGAGUACAAGCUGCGCAAGGCUAUCUUCUUUGGGGGAAUCGACCCAUCCAUCCGAGGGGAGGUGUGGCCCUUCCUACUCCAGUACUACAGCUGUGACUCCACCUCCCAGGAGAGGGAGGCCUGGAGACUGCAGAAACGCUCCAACUACCAUGACAUCCAGCAGAGGAGGUUGUCUAUGAGCCCAGAGGAGCACAGUGACUUCUGGAGGAAGGUCCAGUUCACAGUGGACAAAGACGUAGUGAGGACCGAUCGUAGCAACCUCUUCUUCAGGGGAGAGAACAACCCCAAUGUGGAAAGCAUGAGGCGUAUCCUGCUGAACUACGCGGUGCUGAACCCAGACAUGGGCUACUGUCAGGGCAUGUCCGACCUGGUGGCCCCCCUGCUGACGGAGGUCCAGGAUGAGAGCGACACCUUCUGGUGUUUCGUGGGCCUGAUGGAGAACACCAUCUUCAUCAGUUCACCCCGUGAUGAGGACAUGGAGAGGCAGCUGAUGUACCUGAGGGAGCUCCUGCGUGUGAUGCUGCCCAGGUUCCACCAGCACCUGACCAGGUUGGGGGAGGACGGCCUGCAGCUGCUCUUCUGCCACCGCUGGAUCCUGCUCUGCUUCAAACGAGAGUUCCCCGACACCGAGGCCCUGCACAUGUGGGAGGCCUGCUGGGCUCACUACCAGACAGACUACUUCCACCUGUUCCUCUGCGUGGCCAUCAUUGUGCUGUACGGGGAGGACGUGACUGAACAGCAGCUAGCCACAGACCAAAUGCUGCUGCAUUUCAGCAACCUGUCCAUGCACAUGAAUGGGGACCUGGUGCUGCGCAAGGCUCGCAGUCUGCUUUACCAGUUCCGUCUUCUACCCAGAAUCCCUUGCAGCCUCCAUGACCUGUGUAAGCUGUGCGGUCCAGGGAUGUGGGACAGUCGCUACGUUCCUUCCGUGGAAUGUUCUGGUGAGCAUCCAGACUCCCAGAGCUGCCCCUAUGGAGGCACCUCUACCCCCCAGCCCUCCCUGUCCCCCACUCCCUUUCCCUCACCCAACCCCACCCCCACCCUGCCCCUUGAAGGUAAGAGGGGCUCCAAGACCCGAGACAUCUUCACCUUCCGCAAGCAAUCUUGAGGGUCUCAGAGUCGACCAGCGCUAUAAUGUGAUGAGCCCAUCUGGAGUUGCAAUAAUGCUGUUCCACAACUAGGAUUCCUGACAUAUCAGCUCUCCCCUCACCCUCCUCUAAUUGCAACCUCCAAGCUAGUAAGGAACUGUCACUUCUGUUUGCUGUGACAUUGAACACUGCCUUUCUAUGAAUGUAUCACUAACAUUCAGUACCACCGUCUCAAAUGGCACUACGGUCCAUGAAGAAGUGUUGUAAACUUUGCUGUUGGAGGAGAAUGGACAAUCUAGCGUUUGUCUCUCACAGUUUCAGAGUUCACUUUUAAGUCUGAAUGGUUGUGGCGUAGUGGUGUCACUGGUCAGGCCUGGUUAAAGGACUCAAAACAGACUGAGUUAUAAAGUCUGAGAUGCAUUGGUCCAACUUGAACUUGACUGGAAUUGGACUUUAAACUGUUCAAUGGAAUGUUUUGAGUGAAUUGUCCCAAUGUAUGUGUGUAUCUCGAAACUCAGAGCAAGGCUUUAGUUGCUCUGAGUUGUUACCCCCCUCCCCAUUCUUAACUCGUUCUUCAUCUCAUUAUUGGCUUUUCGUUUUUCUUUCAGGGUCCAUGUUUACCCUUGAGUGAGAGUUUAUUGGAGUUUGAGUUUGCUAUCAAAAUAUUUAGCAAUAUUACACAUUUGCAGUAUAUCCUUGCAUGAGCAAUAUUUGUAUACUGUAGGAGGCACAACUUGUUUGUGCCACACAAACACAAAAAGCCCAAAAUAGAGGGAAGAAGCUGUUUACACAACAAGGGUUUUGCCCCAGAACAGGGCUCUAAACAUUUCCUUGUCAGAUUUAUUUACGGGACUUGCUCAUGCGUUCUCAUUGUCUAUAACUGUCAACUGUUCUGCAUAACAAUGCUGUCAGCUCAUUUUACAGUGAUAAAAAAGGGUAUGGCUAAAUGGGUCGCUGAUCCAAGCAAUAGCAACUAAAUAAUGAGUGGAGAGGAUGUUUUUCCACGCGGGAUAACAUAACAGUUAUGGAUGUUACACCAUUGCCAACCAAAGAGAAUGGACAGGUAGAGAGCCUGAAGAACAGAAAAUCUGUAUUUGUUUUUGCUUGCAGACGUCUUAGUUUUCGUCUUUGUUUAAAUCUGGGGGGUGGUAAAAAUAGGGUUAUUGUUUAUAAUCUCCACCAAACCUAUCCUCUCUCAGGUGAAGGGAAAUGUCAGAGCACUAUGAUUGUAUCAAUAUUGUUUUACCCAUCCCAACUGUUGAUUUCACUUUGCACAGAGUGUAUUAACUGUAGCAACCAUUUAACAUCUGGUUGAGUUGAAGUGCAAUCCAAGUAGCCCUCACGCCACCCAGACCCAUCUCUUUAUUCUUACCACCUAUCAUCCAGAGAGGGAGAGAGGGACAACUAGAGAGAGAGGGAGGGGGGAAGAGGUAUAGAGAGAGGUUGACAAUGAGGCUUUCUUUUUUGGUAAUUUACAGGCUUGAGCUGAGCUGGGGACAGGCUGUGAUCUGCAUGCUGCAUCUUGUGUAUUAUGUAGUCACAGUUAAAGAUGGCACCGCUUUGCGACGACCCCUGGGAGAGACUGAAUGGGUGGGGAAGAAAAGGGGCACAUUUUAUUGGCGCACCACUGGUGGAAAUUUGUCUUCAAAUUGAUGCUAAAUGGGAACAUUAGGAUCUCAAAGCUGCCCCUCGUUCUCACCGUCAACAUACAGUGUCUGUGGAAAUAGCAUAAACUAUCUUCUAUACCCAUAAGUCAUUCAGUGUAGCUGCUUGCUGGAUGUGAUAGCAAGGCUUAGAUGAUUUGACGUUCUUUGGGAGGCAUAGUUGUGUAGAGACUAAUGGAGAGCGUUUGUGUAAGAAGGCAUGCUGAUGAUGUACACCCAAGUCCUUCAUUGGUUUGUUUACAUUGAUGGCUUCUAUUUUGGUGAAUAUUACCUCACAUGCUGGUGUUCAAAUGGUGGUUGCUCAUGUCAAGUCCCUGCUCACUGUGCUGUUAGUGUACAUAGAGGAUUUUCUGGACACUUUAUUUCUACUAUGACACUUAAUGUUAAUUAGCUGGAAAUGCACUUUCACAACAAUGAUCCUUCUUCGUCUAAGAGAGGCUCCAACUGUGUCUAACAUGUAACUGUAAGGUUUGUGGUUCUGACACGAUGAGACUGACUGGUCUUGAGGGGGAAGCCAGGGAACUAGACCUCUCUGAGCAGGCAGCUGAAGUGUCUGUCAGAGACGCCUGCUGCCGAUGCUGGGAGCUAACAGCAGGUGCUGUUCCUCGAGUUCAACCCUAAACGCUCCUCAGUCUAAUCUCCUCGUUGCUGUUUGCUGUGGGUUCCUAGCACUGUUUGAGGACGCAUGCACAUGCUGGUGAUUUAACCAACUGUCAGGGUCAGCUGUAGAGAUGGCAUCAGACACAUCAUCAGGUGGCUAUAGUUUUCAAGAGCUAAAGAAACACUUGGUUGCCAGGUUGGCUCAAUAUUCUCUUUAUUUGUGUAUGCGUCAGUUCAGGUGCUAUUGUUGAGGGAUUUUAUUGUAGCCAUUUCAGUAAUGAAUAACAAUAAGUUGAAAAUUAGCUAUAUCAGUCCAUUGAAAAUUAAGUAAUUGGUCUGAAAGUGAUGUUGAUUGUUUUGAGAACAAUGAUGUACUAAUUUAACAACCACAGGGGCCAAGUCUGAUGGACAUAACUCUGUCCUGGCCAUCUGGACCCUGCCUCUUUGACUCUGAUAAUGUGUGUGUGUGUGUGCCUGUGUGCUUGUGCAUGAGCAUGACUGUAAUUACAGGCCAUUAGCCACAGAUUGAUAGCCCCUCUCUGAGUUAAUGCAUUUCAAGAGUAGAAAACAAGAUAAAAGAAAAAUGACAAUAAAUACAUAAAUGAAUAAAAUGCCACUUCCCAUUACUCCCUUCUAGGCCAUGUGUGUCCACUGAGACUCUGCCGCUUAUUGCAGUAACGCAGUUAGAAACAGUCAGAAACAUAGUUGUGAAAGGGCAUCUGAAGUGUAGUUAUUUGCAGAAUGGGGAGUAAGCAGACCAAUAUAAUAUUGUCAUAUAUUCACUUGUAGCAAAGAUCUUCACCUGAUGUAUAAACACGUACACUGCUCACUGUGAGCUACUUUGCCUAAAUGCACAGAGACACAGGACAAAGUGAUGUGUGUGUGUGAGAAGGAAAGAGAGGUUUGGAAAGCAGUUAGCAGCUCUAUAAUUGAUAAGAUCUGAGGUGUAACUGUGAGGGCUCUAUCUCCAACGUGGGUGGAAGCCCCAACCAACCGCUGUUCAGACAGCAUACAAUCAAUACCUUCACACUCAAACAAAACACUCGGGUAAACGUGGGUAAAUGUGUCUGUGUGCAUCAGUUGUCAGCUUCACACAAUCCUAUAUCAGGUUGAAAAAGAUAUCCUUAGAUUAAACCCUAACAGACAAAGUUCCAUAAAUACAAAAAAAUUGUAUGAAUUUUUAUUAAUGUUUGUUUAAUUUGUUUAAUUCUGAUCUGUGAAGUGCCUGGUUGUGCCUAGUGUAGUUGAGUAACAACCAAUUUCUCCUUCCCUGCAACCCCCCCCCCCCCCCUUGCCCCUCCUUUCCUUUUGUCCUCCCCCUUUCUCUUUUCUUCUCUGUGAGUGACAGUGUGGGGCCUAGGCCCUCCCUUGUCCUGUGACUGCUGGGUUAUAGACCCUUAAUUAUCAAUUAUGGGGCCAGACUUCCACACCUGGAG
This is a messenger RNA of Hypomesus transpacificus, 8249 nucleotides long. RefSeq names its product TBC1 domain family, member 16 (gene tbc1d16). The coding region runs from base 2329 to 4569 and encodes 746 amino acids. Lineage: Eukaryota; Metazoa; Chordata; Actinopteri; Osmeriformes; Osmeridae. Gene Ontology annotation, biological process: activation of GTPase activity. The record is from RefSeq and is a predicted model, not a curated record. The transcript is spliced from 13 exons. Gene Ontology annotation, cellular component: early endosome. Gene Ontology annotation, molecular function: GTPase activator activity.